This is a messenger RNA of Temnothorax curvispinosus, 4280 nucleotides long. RefSeq lists its product as uncharacterized. The record is from RefSeq and is a predicted model, not a curated record. Bases 536 to 3985 code for a protein of 1149 amino acids. Lineage: Eukaryota; Metazoa; Arthropoda; Insecta; Hymenoptera; Formicidae. Gene Ontology annotation, biological process: protein ubiquitination; negative regulation of gene expression via chromosomal CpG island methylation. Gene Ontology annotation, molecular function: ubiquitin protein ligase activity. The transcript is spliced from 3 exons.
UCGCUCGCUUUAAAUCGAUGUGGAGAGCGUGUCGAAAAAAACGCUGCCGAACAAACGAACCUAGUUUCCGAAUCCACGAGGAUUUUGCCGCGAUUUCCUAUCUCUCGAUUCGGAUUCGACGAAACAUCGUAAAAUUUGUAACGCGAUGCGACACGCGACUCGCGGAUCUGAUUCACCGAUUUACCGUGAUAUUCAAACGAUAACAUUGCCCCCCCGAUGCGAUCCUCGCACUUUAAAGCGAAACAGACGGAUACCCGGUCGAAGGGAGGGAGAAGGAUGUCGGUGACGGAGUGCAGGUGGUGCAGCUGGGGCUGGGAGGCGGAGGGUGGGGGGGUCUGGAUCUCGGCCGCGUGUUUACAUCGUGAAGUUAUCGCGGAGCGGUGUUAUCGACGGGACGGCCGCGGGCCGCGAUAGCGGCCAUUUGCAUUCGCGGGGACGGACGACGGACCGCGGUCCGAAUGGAGAGCGUGCCGUCGCGACUGUGGAAGUGGUGAAACGCGUCCUCGGCGUGCCCGACGACCUGCCCCCCGCGUCCAUGAAGAUGGCGAGGGCGAGCAGUGACGUCUCGAGAACCGUGUGCGCGAAUACGAUUCGAGAGAACGAGAGGAAGCUGCAGGAGGCGCGAAUUAAGAAUCAGGGAAAGGGUCGAGGCAGGCAGGAUCUAAACAAACUGUUUGGCAAGCUCAAUCAAGCCGUGGAAACGAGCUCGCUGAAGUUUUCGGAUAAAUCGAGUUCGUCGUGCAACAAGAGCUUUUGUACAUCUGUCAAGGUUUCGAGAUGCUGGUACGGCCCGAUACUAGGAUUCCCGUCUGGAUCCUGGUGGGGCAUCCUCAUGGACUGCUCCAGGGACAGGAUGCACGAGCCUUUCGACGCCGACAUACACGAGGGGCCGUUCGGCGUUGUUUCCGUUUGCACCUCGCAUAGCAAUGUAAAGGAGGACGUGGAUCUUGGUGAUUAUCUGACGCUUACAGGCCAGGUGUAUCGCGAGCAUCAACCCAGUGCGGAUCCGUUCAUUCGAAACUACGAAAAUCAGAUACCGUUGAGAUUAAUAAGAAGUUACAAUCUACAAGAUGAUAUCGCGCCUAACACGGGAUACAGGUACGACGGGCUCUACGUAGUCAUAGACUGCUGGAUCGGCGCGGCUUUGGAUAGAACCAGGUACAACAAGUUUGCCUUGAUGCGUCUCAGUGAUCAGGAGCCACCCAACUGGGGCAGCAAAGGCUGGGAAAACCUGUCUUCCAUACGACGUUACAUCCCAUUGACGAAGUUGGACCAUCCAAACACAUAUGACCUGAGAAAGUGUUCGAAUAACAAUGGCGUCACCUGCCGGAAGCGAAAACUCAGUCACGGGGACAGUCGCGAGGGUCUGCCCGUCGCGUUAACGACACCGUCGAUCGACAUCAGCAGACGGUCAGCACCGGAGAGCUCCAUCGUAACGCGUCACGUCUUUAAGAAGCUACCGAAUAACGCGGAGAGCGCUGUAUCAACUUCUGUACCUGAUCAAAAGAUGUUGCUGUGCCUUGGUGCGUCGGCUACUAAAACCCACAGUACAAACAUCUCGAUACGCAUGGGCCUGUACGAGUCGUCGCACAGUUCGCAGGACGCGAAGAAGAGCGUCUCGACGAUGUUGCAGAAACCCUCGAAGCCAAUCGACAUUACCGUUCGUACGGCGUUGGACAUGGAGAGUAGUCGCUUGACCCCCAAGGAAGACGUUAAGCCUACCGAGAAGACGGAUGCGGAUAAGACGCGAGUUAAUUCUCGGCCGAAUGAAAACGUAUCCUACAACGGUCACGUUGCGACUGAUAACGCGAGCGCUUCUCCGUUCGAUAAACAUAGAGAAAACUCGGCGGUCGUAAACUCGUCGAAACAUUCGUGCUCUGUGUCUUCGUCGCUGAGCAGCCUCAAGAACGGUGCAAAUACCACGAUCGAACGUAAGGAACAACUGCAAAGUGCUCAACAAUUCCAAGACGUGCAAAAUUUGAGCGCCAACAAUAUCGUUAAUGAUUCGGCACAGAAAUCGAGUCCCGGUAACGAAUCGCCGAGGAAUUCGGUCGUGACGCAUGAAAGAAUUUCCGAAUACCAUGACUCUUCGGACACACCGAGCGAAUCGUUCUGCGCGCAAAGCAUCAAGUCCUUGGACUCGUUGACGCCGGACAAGAUCUUAAACUUGAUCAAUAAGGAGAUACACCAUCCUCUGUCCAAGUUACUGAUCGGAAACGUGAUAGGACUGACGAUCGAGGAAUGCGAGAUGUGGAACGCGUCGGAAAGGGAAACGACUCCGGAGCCCAAGACUAAGAAGCAUGCGUCGACGAGGGCAAAUCUUAGGAAGAAGCGGAAAGGAGCGGACAACAUAAAGGAGAACGUCGCGUGUUUGGACAACAGAAGGUAUUACAAAUAUUCCAGAUCCGAGCGAUUAUUUUGGAAAGUGACGAAACAAGCAGAUGGGGAAAAAUUCGACAAGUUGCUACCCGAGGUGGAUCACCAAUCCUGCAACGAUGCGGGCCUGAAACGUAAUAAUAACGUUAGGCGAAGCGAUCGGAUUGGCGUGUCCAAGGAAAACAACGAGUACUUAUCGCCGUUUCGCGUACAGACUUCGCUUCAGACUAUCGCGCAACACACUCGUAGCUCGUACGACAUAAAAACCCGUCUGAGGGCCGACAAGGGCGCGGUAUUGGCCAAGCCGGAUUUUCCUAAUUCGUCGAUCAAAAAGAAUAAGUAUAAGAAACGAGAUAGGGAAAUUGCCAACUUGACGAUAGACGCUAAUUUCGGUCCCAUUACACGCGGACCCAGAAACAGAAGAUUACGAUGCAGGACUAACGGAUACGCGAGAUGUUGCAGCACCUUCAAUACCGUAAUAUAUGCGCCUAACAAGCGAUUUAAGUCUAGUUUUGAACGAAAGAGCAAGCUCAAGGUCGGUCGUCAACGUGCCGGGGAGAGACAGACCAAGGACAAGUACAGGAUGACCAGCACCGUGCAUGCGAGCAGCAAGGAUAUCAACAAUUCAAUCGGGAAGCGAAAAAAUCUCAAAGGUAAUCCUAGUAACGAUAAUAAUGAAAAUCGCAUGCAUCACAUUAAUAACGCCGGUAACAGGAAGAAGGCGAACGAAACUGAAACGGCCGACCACAACAUCACCGAGACUUCCUUUAACAGGACCCUUCGGAAGAAGCUGACACGGACAAUCCCCCUACCGCAUCGUGCCGCUCAAACGUCGCGUUUAUCCUGCUUUCGCAAAAAACGGGACGGGAAACCCAACACGAUGGAUGCGACGACGCAGUGCAGACUCAUCUCCGAUAAUCCAGAGGUGUACGUUAUUGGACAAUUAAACGAUCAGAGAACUAUUCUGAAGAUGGAGUGGGAUAAAUUGGAGAAACUGAAAGAAACCGCGUUGGACGUGCCCGAUCAAGGCUCCCGGGUUUAUCGAGCGUCGCGAAACUGCGCCACUUCCACCCUCACGGAGGACAACGUGAGUCGCAAGAGCGACGAGGGAUACGCGGACUCUCUGCAGGAUAGAGCGUCGGCCUUUGUGCCGGUGAACGCGUUCAACAGCGAUCUACGGAUCGCGCGUCUCAGAUCGAUCGGUUUUAAGCCCAUAAUUAAGCCGCCAUCUCCGCUGCUCGCCGACGACUUGGAGAUCAUUCAGAACGCGCUCGUUACCACGAGCAAAGUAACGAAGCGCGACGUUGCCGAGGAGUAUCACAAGUACGCGAAUAACGAGGAUAACAACGCAGUUGUUUACAUGGACGACGAAUUGCAGUAUCAAGAUAUUGAGGAGGAAGAAGAGGACGAGGAGGAGGACGACGACGACGACGAAGAUGAGAAACAAUCAGCUGCGAACGCGUCGAUGAAAUCGACGUUAAGCGGUGUACAAUCGAAAACCGGUAACAUGCUGCCGGAAACGUUACCCGCGCGCGAAAACUCUGAAUCUCCUUGGCACGGCUGGAAGAAGAUAGUGACGGAUGACAGAUCGUACUGGAUCGGUUGGUAGUCGAUAGUAGAUUGUAGGAUGUCGGUGAAUACAUACAGGGAUGGUGCUUUUUCGCUUUAUUGCGAUCAGAAAAAUGAAUCGUUUUAUCCAAACGUGUACAAUAUUAUAUCUUUAUUUUUUUUGCCAAAAAUUAAAGGCUGUUAAUAACAUUCUAAAUUAUUCUUCUAACAGUAAUAUGCUAUUCGAGUUGACUAACAUAUUUGUAAGAAAAGAAGCAUCGACAGAUUAUUGUAUAAUUAAAAUUUCUAAUAUAUACAUAUACAUUAUUCUAUAUAGAGAGAAUAAUACAUAUGUA